AUGACCGAGAAGGAAAAGGACACCUCUUUGAGGUGCCAUUGGGAUGGAGACUUUGCUACAUGGCCGGACUACGUGAGGAAAGUCCGGCUGGCUUUCGAGAAGACCCGUCGUCGCAGGCGGGCGCAGCUGGGACCCGACCUAGUGUCCCAACUGUCGGGCAGGGCAUGGGUUGUCACCCAAGAGAUCGACUACAAGGCAUUGACACAACCCAAUGGAGCCCGCUACCUGAUCACGUUCCUUGAGGAGCGCCUCGCCCGCGUUCCAAUCCCGGAUGCGGGAUCUCAAGCAGAAGCACUACUUCUUCGCCUUCGACGAGUACCAGGAACUUCAAUGGCGACCUGGUGUGCGCAGGUGAGAGAGCAGUAUAGAAAGCUGCAGAGAGCACUUCGCCGUGCUCGAGGAGAUGCGGUGGAGUUCAAGCCUGGUGGAGCUCCGUCGCAAACUUCCUCGAAACCCCGCUCCAGUCCUGAGCCUGCAGCCGAAGAAGGAACAGAAGAAGAAGAAGCGCAACGUGCUGAUGAAGAAGAAGCUGAACCUCGCUCACCUGCCAGGCCAUCUUCCUCCAAGGGUGGCAAGUCGAAAGGCAAAGGAGAUGACCUUCGCUCUCCCUCUCGUGGAUCUCGCUCUGAUCCUUCCGACAGUGAAGAUGAACAGGACGACAACUUUUGGGAUGACCUAGACACUGGUGAGUGGGGCUUGCUGCUCACCUCUGAGUGUGAUGAUGAAGACCUCCUGGAAGGUGACAUCCACUGGCUGGGAGGACUACCACAAGACCAAGUCUUUCAGACCACUUCCUGGGAGACUCCUUCGGCACCCCCGCCGGCAGUUGAAGAGACGUUCAUGAGUGAUGAUGGGUUCUGGGGAGCUGACCCCUCGAAUCCUGGAGCAUACCUGUGGUGGAACCUUGAGGCCGACGGCGAGUACUACCACUGUGACUCCCAUGGCACGUUUUGGUCAUGGUCUGAGGCUGAUGUUUGGAAUGAUGUGCUUUGGAGCACGCCUGAAGAAUCCAAGCCCAUCGUGGAAGCCUUUGCAGCCUAUGAGGAGAAGAUGCGAAAAGUGUUCAUGGUGGCUGAAGAAGAAGAGCUCAUGGAGACCUUCGUGUGCCAUCCUCUUUCUCAUCCUGAGCGGCCACUGGAGAUCAUGGCCAAGAGCUCGGCUCAGAGCUCCACGCCAAAGGAGAAGAAGGGUCCGAAGACCAAAGAGACCUUCACCGAGAAGUACGACACUUCUCGUACGGUCCUGAGCGACCCCAGAGACCCUCGCACCCUUGGCCCGCCGUGCAACGGCCAACACGAGCCGGCACCAGCCUACAAAGGCUCGGUGACAGGGAGCAAUGGACAUGCCAGCUGGGUCGGAUGCCAACGGUGUCAACUACGCUUGAGCUACACCCCGGCGUUCGGGGCAACAGGAUUGCACCGACAAGCAGGGCCGAUUCCUCAAGACACCAAGAAGCAAGUCGAGGAAUUGGGAGAGAAAGCACCGUACAACCCGCUGAUGAAGAGUCAAGCCAUAGGCUUGGAAGGUGCCGAACGCUCCCUCCUGACCAAGCUCGACAGCAUCCGAGCUCGCAAAGCCGCAGCAGGGUAUGGCAACCUCACGCCGACCACCAAUGCCACUUCGAGCCCUCAGAGUCCCGCCAACCAGACUCAGCCGAGUCCGACCGAGGUGGCAAGUCCGACCGACGUGGAGACCCUUGGCACGGUUCCUGGGAGCAAAUCCCGGCGAUCAGAAACAGCGCCCGAAGAAGCAGAGUACGAGGAUCGCUCAAACCGAGAAGGUGCAGGAGAGCCCUACAUGUCUGAGAACUCCGAGGGUGACUUGGCUCUUCGUGGUGGCACCUUCGCGAAUUCGAAUGACCAGGUUCCCAAGAAUGAACGGAUGUUCAAGAAUGCCCAAGCUCCACCGAAUGUCAAGGCCCCUCCGAACUUGUUCAAGUUUGACUAUGCCUCCGGCGCUAAGGAACAGGAAGCAUUUGAAGAUUCACUUCCUGAGGGACGACAUGAUGGAGAACCUGGCGGAGAAGAUCGCACUAUGACUCCCUUCCCGAAGAAGGAGUUUGCGAUGGUGGUGGAGAGUAUGAAUGAGCUGGUUGAAGAAGGCGAUAUGAUCUUCAAGGCCUAUGAGAUCCUGGCUGAUGGCUGCAUGUUUGGUCUCUCCUCACCGGACGGGCCAGUGAAGAAACCCUGGCGCUUCAUGGUGACUCGAGAACACGCCCUAAAAGGUCUUGCUCGGCAAUGUGAUGGAAGUCACCACCAUGUGCCAUGCCUUGGCGCCAAUGCCAGAAACUCUGCCUACUACACCCCACAGCUGUGUCGGGUAGCCGCCCGAGGAAUGCUGCAGACCUCCGAGCUCAUCGGAGGCAUCCAAGAAGUUGAACCUGACCCUUCUGUUUUGGAAAAGCUCACACCUCAAGAACUUCAGCAUCUCAUGGAAUCGGUGUUGAAACUUCAUCGACUGUGCGGCCACCCCAACAACAGAGCUUUGUUGAAGCUUCUCCGAGCUCGAGGAGCCUCUGAAGAGUUGAAAGCGGCUGCACUCCAACUUGCCUGCCCUGAAUGCCAUGAAAGCAAAACUGCCUCUCCGACCGUCAAGGUAUCCUUGGAGAGAGAAGAUGUGAUUUGGAAGACGCUGCAAAUGGAUGCAUUUUUCUUUCGGCGUCGAGGGCAAGCUCAUCAUUUUCUUUUGAUGUUGGAUGAAGCUAGUUCUUUUGCAGUGGUGAAAGAAGUGAAGGUUCAUCCUGCUGAAGAGUCCGAGAACAUCACCACUGCAGAGGUAAUCACCACCCUGGAAGAAAGCUGGAGCCAGAUCUUUGGCUAUCCCUCUCGCUUGAGGUCCGAAAAUGUGACCAUCAACGUCGCGGCAGCCAGCUCAGAAGGCAUCCCUGGUCACGAGAUGGCCGAGAACUUGAGACUUCGCAUUGAGGCCCACUGUGAUCAAGUUCGACAUGGCAGUGAACGAGAGCUUCUGAUAGCAAACGCCUCAGGGACAAUGGCCAUGCCUUGGACCUUCUCCAUGAUGAGCAACUCUCUCACCAAGGGCGCUUUUGAGGAUCUCACCUCCUCCAAGGCCGAAAGAUUCGAAGCCAAGAGAAGACAAACCUUUCGCCCAUCAGCGCUUGAGAGAAAACGCCAGAAGCAACAAGAAGAAGAUGAAGUACAAGAUGAUGCAAUGAGCUCAUCCUCUGAAGAGCUCCUCCCUGAUGAGGUGCACAUGGAUCCCACUUUGAAAGAAGGAAUGCACCCUGAUGACUCUGAUGACCUAGACAUCGAACGGCUGCUUUCUGAUCCGACCUACAUGCCUCUACAUCCCGUUGUCCCACCAGACGUGAAGGAGGCAAGAGGAUCUGAUGAUGUUGAAUUUCGGCAGCAGCGAAAACGCCAUGAGCAAGAUGAUCGUCCUCACCAUGCCAAAUUCCCCAAGAAGUACAAGAAUCCAGACCUGGCCAGUGCUGCUGACCUGAUGAAGACCUUCAUGAUGAAGGGCCAACUAUGGAACGUGAAGUAUGACCCGGGCUUCGUAGCGGCCAAGAAGAAGCGCCGCCUGAAUCCUGAGAGUCAAGAGCCUGAGCCUGAACUCAUCGAAGAUGAGUCUUGGCACGCCUUCCAGCGGCGGCAAGUGAUUAAACACUACAGUCAGCUGGAUGGCAAGAAGAUUGAGCCCUACUACAUCAAGUUGUACCAAUUCCAGCUCAUGCGAGGUCUCGCCUUCAUCCAUGGUCGGGGCAUCGUGCAUUGUGAUCUGAAGCCGCAGAAUUUGCUGCUGGAUGGGAAGAGCCACACGCUGAAGAUCUGCGAUUUUGGCACUGCCAAGCGGAUGAUCUUCGGGGAACAGCAGCGGUCCUACAUGGUGUCCAGAUACUACCGAGCACCAGAGCUCAUCCUGGGUGCCACCAGCUACACCACUGGUGUGGAUUUGUGGUCUGCUGGAUGUGUCUUUGCAGAGCUGAUCUUGGGGCAACCCUUGUUUACGGGCAAGGAUGGCAUUGACCAGUUGGUGCAAAUCAUUAAAGUCCUGGGCACCCCGACGCCGCAGCAGCUCCGUGCCAUGAACCCGAACUAUCCCGACUACGAGUUCACGCCCUCGUGGGGACCUUGUCCUGAGAGGAUGGGCGCCGGCGCACGCAUUGGCCACAUGCUGACGUAUGACCCGGCCCGAGCCCCAGCAGUGCGCGGCACGGUCGCUUCGUCCCGCCGCGCCGCCGCGGGACGAAGCGAAGCAGCGAAGCGAACUGUGUCGGAUCGUGUUGCCGGUGCAGCCACCGUUGCAGGGUGCCCGCACACCGUCCGGCUGACGCACUUGGAUCCGGCAGAAGUGGGCGGUUCAUUUGGGGAGACGGGCAGAAGUGGGCGGUGGACGUUGGAUGCCGAUCCAGCCAGGCCUCUGCACGUUUUGCUUCAUCCCUUCUUCGCGGAGUUGCUUGGUUUCACUAGGAGCUGUGAGCACUGUGUAAGUGCGGAGAUUGGAGAGCAAGCCAAUCCUAAGGAUGAAUUGUGGUGGUUAACUCCCAAGGAGCGGAUUCAAUUGAUCCCCAGCCGCUUGGACAGCGGAGGAGGCGCGUCACCUCCCGCCCUGACGGGUUUGGUCAGCUGCGCGUCUUCCGCGUGGAUAGCGGAAGCGCUGCUGCGCCAGACGCCAGCGUCAGAGGACUCCCUCAGACGCGCUCGCAGUGGGUGGGCCGGACGGCCGGGCCGGACAUUCAAACGCUUCAAGGAUGAAGCCGCGGAGUUUUCUGCCAGGUUCACCUUGUCAGACUUGGCAGAGCUUGAACUGGCAGAUAUGGCCUUCAGUUGCGAGUUGCAGCUGCCCUUGCGCUUUGACAAGGUCUCAGUCUACCCUGGCCACAAGGUGGGACAGGUUCCCACCAGGCCCGCGUCCAUUCCCAGCGACGUGGACCUCGCCGUGUCGGCGUACUGCUGGACGGCCUCGGGGCGGAGCACUCAGCCGGUGGCGCACUUCCUGGUCGCCACUCGACAGGGCAUGUUGCUUUGCACCAUGGAUGGAGCUACUGGAGCCUUGGUGUACAUUUGCCAGGCAGAACAGCCCAUCACUAGCAUCAUACUGACACAAGAAUACCUUGUCACAUCCCACAUUGGCAACACUCUCAAUUUUUGGGAGCUGCAGCCACAGGCGCUGGCGCGCUCGAGCCCGGAGGAAGUGCAGAGCUUCGCCGCUGGCCUGGCCCUAGCGCCGCAGAUGGCAUUGUCCACUGGGAUGUUUCAGCUGAAGAAGGUGGCCGACCUGGAGAGCGUGGGCACUCAACGCCUGGCACAUCGACUUCUGGGCCAGGUGAUUCGUGGUGAAGAUCCCAAGGGCUUCAAGCUCCUACGCUUCACCUCGGCCGUCACCAGUCUCACCGCCGAAGCACGCGGCAAGUUCCUCUUGGCAGGCACCGAUUCGGGCUGCAUUCACGCUGUCGCGGUGGAUCCAUGGCCAGAAGCACAGGUCAUUGACAGCAACCGGAUCAGUGAAGUGGGCAUUGCCAAGCUCUGCAGUACCAGUUCGGAGGACGGUCUGUCGCUGAAGGUUGCAGCCCUCCUCUUUGAUGGGAGGAUAGCGAUGGUGUCUUUCUCCCUGCGCGAACCGAAAGUGAAAAUGCUUGGGCUGGUGGAACACCUGGGCUCUGUGGAAGACAUCUAUUUCCACGAGCAGGAGAAGGCUGAAGAGCUCAAUAUGCCGCCAAAGCUGUUGGCUGUCGGAUGCACAAAGGACGCAUCUUGCAUGUGGUCAGUGCGAACGCCCAAGGACAGCUUCGAACCCCGUGACAUGGUGAUCCAUCGAGAGGCCAUGGGCUUUUGGUCCUCGAAGCUGAACUCUGACACGGUGGAGGGACGGCCCACCGCCGUGUGCUCCAUCUCCAAGCCCACGCAUGUGGGGCUCAUGGUGAAGUCAGCUGCCACGCCAGUGAAGAGUCGCUUGGCGGUGUCGGAUCCUUCGUUAGCUUCGCUCGCGAAAGCAUUGCAAGAGAUCAUGACUUAUGGUCCCAGUAGGAGGCGUGACGUGCUGCGUAGGCUUAGCACGCUUAGCAUCGUGACGCUUAGGGGUUUCACCCGAGAAGACUCCCGAAUCCAUGGCGGCAUCGUCGCCGCCUCUCGUGGGGCGAAACCACCUGUUUCCACCACUGCGGAGCGCCAGGGCGACGAGUUGCUGUGCAAGACCCUCCACAGCACUGUGGCCAUCAGCACCGGAGGUGCAGAUGGACUCCUGGUUUGGAGCGAACCGGGAUCCGAGAUCAGCGUGCCUGCGGACGACAGCCACCUCAAAGCGGAAGAGGAUGAGACCUUUGGGGAUGAGACCUCUGCACAUUUCGCCUUCGAGUGGAGCUGCCACCGCUUUCGCAUCGAUCAGCCGUCGGAGGGGCGAGAAGAAGCCGCUGCGAAGCGCAAGCUGAUGUCGCACGAGAUCGAAGCGUUGCGGAAGAAGCUCCGAAUCCUCAUUGAUCACAACAGCAAUGCACCAGAUCUGGAAAAGCUUGAGCGAGGUGAGUUCUGUGUCGACUUCGAGGAGCGUCAUGCCAUCGCCUCCAAGUCCAAGGAGCGUUGCGACGCCCUCCGCGCCGAGAUCGAGCACGAGAACGUCGCGAGGCAGUUGAUUCGAGACAGGCUCAUCAAGGAGUUUUGGGAUCCGAUGCGCGGCAAAGGGUGCCAGAUCACCUCCUUGACCUCAAGCUUGGCCGUGUCCAACUAUCCCGAGCGGACGGUGAGCGAGGAGGAAAGCACCAUCACCAGAAAGCUGAGAAUGCUUCGAAAAAGUGAGCAGCUGGAAUUCCAAAUGCUGAGAGGCUCUAGCUGCCCACCGGAGCUGAAGAAAGACCUGGUACUGGACGUGGACCACUUUGCUUCAGGCCGCGAGCAGUACAUGGUCAACUGGUGGCCUGGGGUGCACACCAAGGCCUCCGAAGCGCGGGCCAAGCAGUUGGCAGAAGUGGAGGCAGAGGUGAAGAGAAGAGCAGCGCAGCUUGGCGCCAAAGAAGAUGCCGAAAAGCAGAAGGAGAAGGACAAAGGCAAAGAUGCGAAAGGAGAAGAGUCAGGCAUCAAGACCAUUGAAGAGACGGGUUCAGGGACCAGCGCUGAUUCGAUUGUGGCUGAAGAGCAGAAGUUCUUGUACGAGCCCUUUGAGCUGGUCACCAACAGCAGAAGGCGUUUGCAGAUCCACUUGCUGCAAUCCUUAUCUGCGGACUACCGGAUGCACUUCAACGAGCUCUUCAAGGCCUGCCAAGGCGACAAGAAGAACAUCAUCGAUGGAAUCAAAGAGAAGUGUAGCCGCAUCCACCAGAUCUUAGGGGAGCUUCAGAUUGAGGAAGAGGUCCCAGAACCAACCCUGCAGGAGGUUGAGGACUCUGACUCAGUACUGAAGGUGCAGGACCAUGAGAUUGCUGUAGAAAAGUGGAUUUCUCCUGAAGAGAGAAAGGCCAGAGAAGAAGCAGCUGCAAAGGAGGAGGAGCGCUUGCGGCAGCUGCGGGAGAACGAUGCGGGUCAAAGAGCACUCGUACAAAUGAUGGGCGGUACCUUGAAGACGAAGAAGGACUUGACUCCUCUGGAAAUCGUUCUGGACAAAGAAGCCUGGAUGGAUGAGAUCCCAGAGGAGGACAUGACCGAGCUUCAAAAAGCUGCCUUCGCAGAGUAUCAGGCCAAAGAAAAGGCGUUAGCCGAAGCGCAGGAGGCUUACAAGAAGCAGCUUUCAGCAGAGCUGAAGAGCCUGCGAGCAGGAGUUCAAGAGUUGACCUUGCAGUUCGAGGGGCUGCUCAAAAGGCUUCACCAUGAGCGUUUUGCACACGACGCCAAAUUCCUUUGCCAAGAGCUGUACUGUGCGCGGCUUCAGCUUGCUCUACUACAAAAUGUGGAGGACAAUCUUGUGCGCGAGCAAGCUGAGCUGGAUUUGGAAGCAUCCAAAGCAAAAGUACUGGGCUGUGAACAAAGAGUGAACGACUUCACGGCAGAAGUUCAACGAGUGAAAGGGGAACAGGACGACCGUGCUCGCUAUGAGAAGGAGGUUUCCUCAGCGCAGCAUUUCAGGCAAGCGUUUGCCAACUCCACACUCGAGGCGAACGCCAUCACUACCUUGCUACAGCUCUUCAGGAAGAAGAGGGAGAAGGAUCUCAAUCGGGUGCAGAGCUGA
Molecule: messenger RNA, 8118 nt
Organism: Durusdinium trenchii
Lineage: Eukaryota; Dinophyceae; Suessiales; Symbiodiniaceae
Source: the annotation of a GenBank genome assembly